CCCCUUCCUUCUCCACCUCAACCUCCGGUGUCCCUCCAUCAGACUCUCAUCCACUUAAACUUUGGACUUUAGAAGACACACUGACCCGUCAACUGGCUGCCAUGAAGACCUUUUUGGCCCUGCUUGUGUUUGUCUCUCUGACCUGCCACAGCCAUGGUCUCAAAUGUCACACUUGUGUGGCAUCCAGUGAGGAGGACUGCAACCGACAGGGCUCCACCUCCUGUCCUCAGUACGCUGACGCCUGCUCCACCAUCACCGGCCCAAACACUGUGAUGAAGUCGUGCACGUAUAAGGCCUUCUGCGACAAGGCGCAAGGCAGCAGCUCCGGAGCCAAAAUGGAGUGUUGCUUCGGCGACGACUGCAACGGGCCCCACCGGGGUCACCACCACGGGGACAACCGCAACGGCGCGGGGGUUCUGGCCUCCAGCCCAGUGCUGCUGAUCUCAGCUCUGCUGCUGCGUGUAGCCUGCACUCAGCUCUGAAAUCCCUCACCUUGUCUUGUCCUCCAUUGUUUCGCCACUUCCUCCUCAUCUGUAAAUUUCAGGUUGUUUUACAUCCAGGUUUAAAAGGGGGAUUUUAGCUGCUGAGAGUUUGUGCUGAGUGCGUGAGAAUGGGUCUCAAACAUAACGUGUGUCAUGAUUCUCUUGGUUCUGAUGUUGUUCGAAAGGAGCAUGGUGAUUCCCACAAAUAUUAGCUGCAUUUCAGCAGCCUCCAUUUUCUGAGUUUUAUUUCUUGUUCAGGUCAACUAAAACUUUAGUUUUCCCUACAGUUGCAUGUGAAGAUGAUGCAAUGGCUUAAAGUGGCAUAUGAGUCUGGGACUAUCUGUGGUGAAUAAGUGUGUGAAAAGUGAAGAUGAACCGCCCACAGCUCCGGUGUACCCAGGCAGACUUGGGUGUGGUUUUUUGUAGGUGCUAUAGAGCACAGUUUGUUCCAUUCUAUAGACCCACAUUAUUUUACUGUGUCAGUGACACAGUAAACUGCAAACUGCUUCAUUUUGUGCUUGUGUUAAUCCGAAUAAAGGCACACUAACACCCUAUAUCUUUGUGCAUACAGUGUGUGGUCAAGAGCUUCUGUUUUGUUUUUAGAAAUGAGUGUUUAUGUGGUAAAAGUAAAAA
Molecule: messenger RNA, 1115 nt
Organism: Menidia menidia (Atlantic silverside)
Lineage: Eukaryota; Metazoa; Chordata; Actinopteri; Atheriniformes; Atherinopsidae
Source: the annotation of a GenBank genome assembly